Molecule: messenger RNA, 711 nt
Organism: Hypoxylon trugodes
Lineage: Eukaryota; Fungi; Ascomycota; Sordariomycetes; Xylariales; Hypoxylaceae
Exons: 1
Coding region: 56-388 (110 amino acids)
Source: RefSeq, a predicted model, not a curated record
AGAGUAUCUGUCCAAGUAGGCAGUGCUCUCUUCUAGGAUUAUCGCGGCAAACAGCAUGCGUAUGUUUUCCUUUUCUUUAGUUACUAUCUACUAUCUUUCCGCAUUUAUUUUCUUCACAUUUAUAUACAUACAUCCCUACCUAUACGCGCUAGUGUUCGAGACACGCACAAUUGUUGCCUCCGAUGAGAUCGAAACACUACAUUUAUCCUCGUAUAGGUACAUACCUAUCUUCCUAUGUAUUUAUCUACUUAUCUAUCUACACCCCUUAAAUGUAUCCAUCCGACGCUACAUUAAUUCCGGUCGACUUCCAAGUGGGGGGGGAUCUUCCGCCGGCUUCUGUAUUGUCGGGAAAGACGUCACGAACGAUGAGGAGUCACCUAUCUGUUGAAAUCUGGGUAUGCUUCAUUUAUGACUACUGUUACUUUACAACUUUUGAAAUAUUGUAAUUCAUUUUAUUCUUCUCGAUCACCACCACGAACAACCAGCAGCGACAACAAAGAGACAAAGAAAAGAAAAUACACUCUUUAUCAGCUACAUGCCUUAAAUCCAUCCCGAUUAGACUUUCAAGACGUUUAAAACGUAUAAUUCACAUAUAACAGCGGCUUAGGUACCUAACCCAGCCUCAGGUGGAUCUAAACGCUGUAUUGCCAUCCCAAAAAGCAAGGCGAGAAUCCACACAGUUUGAAUUAAUACGUUAUCAACUCACAGGGG